This is a messenger RNA of Mercurialis annua (annual mercury), 1099 nucleotides long. RefSeq names its product protein SODIUM POTASSIUM ROOT DEFECTIVE 2-like. Bases 74 to 859 code for a protein of 261 amino acids. The record is from RefSeq and is a predicted model, not a curated record. The transcript has 3 exons. NCBI's taxonomy places the organism in Eukaryota, Viridiplantae, Streptophyta, Magnoliopsida, Malpighiales, Euphorbiaceae. Gene Ontology annotation, molecular function: metal ion binding.
UGUGCAUUAUUUUCGUUAUAUAUAGUCUCAUAAAAAUAUAAUUUCACUGAAAUUCAAGAAAAAAUCUAGAACAAUGAAGAAAUUAGAUUUUUUCUGUUCUUCUCCUUCAUCAACUUCUAUAUGUUCUAGCGUAGAUCAUCGUUCCAUGGUUCGCCACGGAACUCGACCUAUCGAUCACCAUCACCUUCAUCAUCAUCUUUACGAUACUUCAAAACCUAAUUUUUCUUCUUGUUCUUCAUUAUCUCAGUUACCCAUUAAUCCAAAACCUAAUUCUCCUGCGAAACGAAGCAAUUUUCAGAGAUCGAAAAGCUCGGCUGAUUAUAAGUAUUCCGCAGCUAAUUACAAGCGAAGUGAUGAUAAUAAUAAUAACAAUUUACGUAGAAAAAGUUCGGCAGAUGUAAGAGAUUUUGAGAAAACUAAAGCAACCGAGUCUUCUAGGUAUCUUUUGAGUGAUAACGUGGCUUAUAUUGAUUGGAUUUCACCGUCGGAUGCUCUGAUUCUUGAUCCUCAUCAGAAUUUAUAUUCCAAGGCUAAAGAAAGAAGAUCAAGUGCUAGCAUUUCAGAAAAUGUUACUCCUGCUUUGAAAUCGUCUUCCUCAACUCGCUCACAUGACCAGCAAGUUGUGGUUUUGUGGGUGUCAAUUCAUUGCAAGGGGUGUGAAGGAAAAGUUCGAAAGCAUAUAUCCAAAAUGGAAGGAGUGACAUCAUUCAGUAUAGAUAUGGCGACCAAGAAGGUAACGGUGGUCGGGAAUGUGAGUCCAUCGAGUGUCGUUGCCAGCGUGUCAAAGGUGAAGAAAGCACUGCUCUGGCCAUCUCCGACAUCAUCAACUCCAUCCCCUUCUCUCCCAUGGUCCACUUGAUCAACACUUAUCGAUAAUUAAUAAGAUAAAUAGUUAUAGUUUUCCAUUUUUCAUAAUUUUUAUGUGUUUGAAUUUUAGUUGUUUAAUUAGAUGUUUAAUUUAUCAAGAACCCUAGUUUUGUUAGUUAGAAAAAUGUAAAUUUUUACUCCUAUUAUGUCAUGAACAGAAUCAUAUAAAUGAAUCUAAACCCUAAUUUAGAAUAUUAAUAAAAGAAUAUUAUGGUGUUUGAACUUUUUUAAA